AUGGCCGGCCACCGGAACAAGGCCUCCUGGUCCUCCGGCCUCUGCGGCUGCUUCGACGACGUCAGCGGCUGCUGCCUGACCUUCUUCUGUCCAUGCGUUGUCUUUGGGAGGAUCGCCGAGAUUGUCGACAAGGGAGCCAUAUCGUGUUGUGCGAGUGGGACAAUGUACGUGAUGCAGGCCUUGGGGACGACGGCGAUAGGCUCCAUAUUCUACCACUGCUGCUACCGUGCCAGGCUGCGGGUGGAGCAUGGUCUGGAGGAGAAGCCAUGCGCCGACUGCUGCGUCCACACCUUCUGUGGAUACUGCGCCCUCUGCCAGGAGUACCGCGAGCUUAAGAGUCGUGGCUUCGACAUGCACGCAGGGUGGCACGCAAACAUGGAGAAGAUGGGGAAGACCGUCGCGCCCCAAAUGAACCAGGGGAUGACUCGUUAG
This is a messenger RNA of Triticum turgidum subsp. durum (durum wheat), 432 nucleotides long. The record is from the annotation of a GenBank genome assembly. NCBI's taxonomy places the organism in Eukaryota, Viridiplantae, Streptophyta, Magnoliopsida, Poales, Poaceae.